This is a messenger RNA of Tripterygium wilfordii, 745 nucleotides long. RefSeq lists its product as uncharacterized. The transcript is spliced from 4 exons. The record is from RefSeq and is a predicted model, not a curated record. Lineage: Eukaryota; Viridiplantae; Streptophyta; Magnoliopsida; Celastrales; Celastraceae. Bases 294 to 662 code for a protein of 122 amino acids.
UUCUGAUGUAUAUAUAUGUUUGGUCAUCUGUAUAGUGACAUAUGCAGCAUGUGAUGCAUUUAUUCUAGAGACUUUUUUUUUCCACUCACUUGUUUCUAUUUGGUAGGAUUCGUUUUGGGUCAUAUGCAUUGGUAGACCACGUGUUAGGUGUUUGGCAAUGCUACCUUGAACUAUGCCUUCUUACAAGACAUUCGAUGUAAUUAUGUUGUUAACCAUUUGGAGAGUUCAAUGACAACACAUGAGAUGGGAUUGUUGUGAGAUGGGGGUGCAAAUAGGAGCGACAGAAAUCAGCAAUGAAAGGCGUCUUCUCGGCGCCCGGAGAUUACGUAUACUUCAAGUCUCAGGUCCUUCUGCACAAGAUUCCUGUUUUGAUGAGUAGACUGAUGAUUCUGUACCUAACAGAUACAUCUUUAUGGUACAUUCCUGGGAGGCUUCCUCACAUAAAUUUUUGCUCAGCAUCUCCAAGGAGGGUUAAAUCAUUGAUGCUCUCAAACAUAUUUUUGGAGACGCAAAGUUUUGCCACUGCAAUGCCAUGGGCUCCCGUUGUUAGCAGGACACCUUCUUGUUUGCAGAAGCGAUAUGUCUUAACUGGAAUUCGCGACGGUCCUCCUCAUGAACCAUUUAUGGCAGAUUCUGUUGACUUUGUUGUUUCUCAGAUAUAGUCGUUGCAAGCCUAAAUUGCUUGUUCUUUUGAGCUAUGUAUCAUCUCUUGAAGCAAAAUAGCAUUUAAUAAAUGUGACUUGUU